Messenger RNA from Prorocentrum cordatum, 2268 nucleotides. The record is from the annotation of a GenBank genome assembly. Lineage: Eukaryota; Dinophyceae; Prorocentrales; Prorocentraceae.
AUGGCUGCCCAGUCGACUGGCGCCGCGCCGAGCGGCAGCGGCGGUGCCGACAGUGCCGGAGGCAUUGGCAGCGUGGCUGGCCAGCUGAUGUGCCAGAAGUGCGACGACCCCACCACCAUGACGACGAGUCAACCUGCUGGGUCGCGCAACCCCCUGUUGCGCAACUGCACCGAGUGCAACGCGACUAUUCAGUGGAAGAAGCGCAUGUUCGCGGUCCUGAAGCCCGCGAAGGACGGGAAGGAGCACUGCAAGGAGAAGGUCAAGCAGGCAAAGCAGCUCAAGGACCUGCUGGACAAGAUGACCAAGGAUGCGGAAAAGGCUUGGUUUAAGGAAGAGAAAGCCAAGCGCCAGCUUGAGGGCAAUAAUUCCAAGCGCACGUUCUCGGACACGAAGGGAUACGUCAACCACGAGAGCGCCCAGGAUAAUAUUGAGGAUGACCUCGUGCACUGGGAGCCGUUCGAGCAGUUCGCGAUUCGCGUGAUUGCCUUGGGGAGGUGCAAGAAUGAGAAGGAAGCUGUUCCUCUGUGGAAAGAAGCAUGCAAGGCCCCUGGUGCUAGGGUUGCUAAGAAGAAGGGCGUCCUGUGCCUGGCUCACUGGAAGGGGGUGGAGACGCGCGGGCGCGAUCGGGAGACCUGUGCCACGGGGUACAAGUCCAGCCAGGCCAUCGAGAACAGAGACGACCUCGAGACAACGAAGGUGCACAUGGCUGAGCAGUCCGACAGGUUCAGCAAGAUUCGGCGCAUGAACGAUAUGCAGUUCGGAGUUCUAGAGAGCAGCAUCGAGCCAGGCCCCUUGGCGGAGGCGGAGAUCGACGUGGUCAUGAGCGGAAGGCUGAUGCCGGAGACUUCGGCGGGGUCCCAGCUGGUGUCCAGGGAGCUCGCGAAGAAGCAGCAGGCCGAGGAGUUGAUGGAGCGCGACUUCCAGCUGCAGUGCGAGCAGGCCGCCGAGAAUCAAGUUCAGCAGCAGCAGAGGCAGCAGGCGGCCCCGAAGCAGAAAGUGAAGGCCGUGGAGCAGCUCAACCUGAAGUCGCACACCAGCAAACUCCAGGCGGCUUUGGAGGAUGUUUGCAGGAAGAUGUCCGAGGGCACCGACACCGUGGAGAAUUGGGCACUUACAGUGCAGAACAGCGACGACACGAAGCACUUGAAUAAUUUUAAAAAGGACUCGACGGAGAAGGUCAAGGAAGCAAGGGAUGCCAUCACGGCCAUGCGCAAGAAGGUGGACGAGAUGACCGCCAAGUGGGUCAAGUUUGGUGGUGAAGAUCACACUGCCGACGAGUACUUCAAUCAGAUCGCGGUGUGCACGAACGAGAGCAAGACGUUCCUCUCCAAGGCUGACGAGAAGACCACAGCGAAGGACGCGGUCGACGCCCUGCGCGCGUUCAAGGUUGAGUGCGAGAAGGCUAUCAAAAAGGCCUCGGCCGAGAGGGCGAAGCAGUUGGCGAAGGCAUCGAAGGCGACGGGCGCACCUGGCGCGACCUCGGUGGCGCCGUCGCAGCCGCAGUUGGCCAAGGUCUUCAAAGACGCGUUCGACCAGGGCAAGUUCGCCAAUGGCAUCAACGUCAACUGGGCUGUGUCUGACGUCUACAAGGGGGAGCUCCGCGCUUGCAUGGUCCCUGGAGAUCGCUGCAAGGCGAUUGCCGAUGCCAUUCGCAAGCUGGACUACUACGCCUCCCAGAAGGGUUGGGUCGAGCAGGCCAUGAAGAAGUCCGCCCAGGAGUACGCGAGCGCCGUGGUCGUGAAGAUGGGCAUCGUCAAGAAGAUCGAGGCGCAGCUGUGUCACUUUGGUGACAAGCAGUUGUUCGGGAAUUCGCUGUUGGACGGUGAUGAGAGCGUCCAGGGCUUCUUCCGCCCCCAGUUCUACCGCGGCAAGGAGAACGGCUUCUUCGUGGCCCACUCGACCGAUUACGACCUCGUCGACGCCCGCAUGCUCCUUGAGGGAGAGGAGGUCAUCGCUGGCAUCCGCGCGAACGCCCUCGCGGGGGUCACGGCGAAGGAGAAGUCCGAGCAGCUCUGCGCGCUCAGCUUGGAGUCCAUCGUGAAGCUCAUCACCGAGAAGGGGUUCGCCUUCCACAUGAAGCCCAACAUGAUGUGCGUCAUCCCGAACGGGUUCGCCGUGAUCUACCUGAACUGCAGUACCACUGAGGUCUUGCAUGGCCUCCGCUGGCAGAUGCACGGGGGCAAGAAGAACGUCGAGGCCACUUUGUCGACGUUGGAGCCGAUGGUGCAGAGCAGUCCCGAGCUCGCGACCACCGACGUCGGCAAGAUG